AUGGCAACCGUGGUGCACAUUCCAACUAUAACAGUAACACCAAAAAUAGUCAUAAAUGAGGUGGAUGGUAGACCCAAGACUCUGGUAUCAUUGUGGGGUGCAGUAGCAUGUCAGUCUGGUAUGAGCUUAGAUAUGUCUAAUGAAGCUGUGUGGAAAAAUCUCACGGAAGAAAUCGUGGAAGAUUUUCGAGUACAGGUUUUAGUUCAACACGUGUUUCCUUUCUUGGAAAAUGAAGAAAACGUGAUUGACGUGGAUGAAGUCAUAUUUGUUCACGAUAAAGCACCGUGUAUGGAAGCAAAUAUGACUCAACAAUUGAUAAAAGACAACAAUAUCAAGUUUUGGGGUAACAAUAUUUGGCCCAGAAAUUCACCUGAUCCAAACGCAGCUGAACACAUUGUAACAAUAAUCAAAGAUGAAGCUGAGAAAAGAAUGUUGUCAGAGACUGGAAGUGAUCGGUAUAGCGAACAAACAUUGAAAAAUCAUAUCAUCGAUGUUUUGCAAAAUAUGGAGACAGACACAGAACUUUUUGAAAACCUUUUAUGUUCAUACCCCUCAAGAUUACGUGAUGUGAAAAAAGCGAACAGUGGUCACACAGAUUAUUGA
Molecule: messenger RNA, 603 nt
Organism: Didymodactylos carnosus
Lineage: Eukaryota; Metazoa; Rotifera; Eurotatoria; Philodinida; Philodinidae
Source: the annotation of a GenBank genome assembly